This is a messenger RNA of Durusdinium trenchii, 861 nucleotides long. The record is from the annotation of a GenBank genome assembly. Lineage: Eukaryota; Dinophyceae; Suessiales; Symbiodiniaceae.
AGACUCAAGGGCUCAAGACAUAGCACGCCACCUGUUCCAUGGACAGAUACUAUUUGCGCAAUGGGCUGAGGGUGCUGCCAGUGGUCUGCAGCAAUGCUGAGAAGCAUGGAAAUGGGGAAUGCAGUGUUUGCAAGAUGCCUGAGAUCGUUCACCAGUUCAUUCAGAAGUUUGGUGCAGCACAUGCGUUUUUGAAGACGCGAAGUCAAACGUGGGAUGAACGGUGGAAAGAACGUGCAGCACAUGAGAGUGAAACCAAUGAGAACGACCACCACUUCUUAGAGUUGGCUGCACGGCGGCGAGGGUUGUUGGCUGAGGGUUGGUACCAUCCAGGACUAGAAGAGGAAUACGACUCUGCUUACGGAAAUUGUGACCGAAGCUGGUAUCAAUGUUGCGGCCAGCAGAUCUCCCACUCACAAUGGACUCAUCCAGAAUGCAUGAGACAGCGGCUCGUUCCCGCUCGUCCGUGCACACAGAAGGAGAGGAUCGCUGAGACACAGGUGGAGAGUCUUCUCCAAGAACUCAGCGAGAUCGAAGAGCAGAUGGAGGAGACCAUGCUUCAUUUGCGAAGCUUCGGGGCAUACCCAGUCCUUUUGCACAGCGUGCAACUGCUACCUCUGUGGACAAUUUGGGCACGACUCCAGAAACUGCGCCAGCUCUGCGGGCUGGAUCUGCGGCCACUGCACUUCUUCCAACUUUGAAAGGCGCAGCCAGUGCUUCAAAUGCCAACAGCCACGUCCGACUGGAACGUGCUCAUCUGCCCGGCCCGGUGACUGGUUUUGCACAUGUGGCACCCAGAACUUUGCACGGCGUGCCGCGUGCUUCCGCUGUGGAAGCCCAAGGGCUGCAGACUCAGCGGAGGAA